Cordyceps fumosorosea ARSEF 2679 is the source of this 1707-nucleotide messenger RNA. RefSeq names its product Amino acid/polyamine transporter I. The record is from RefSeq and is a predicted model, not a curated record. Gene Ontology annotation, biological process: transmembrane transport. NCBI's taxonomy places the organism in Eukaryota, Fungi, Ascomycota, Sordariomycetes, Hypocreales, Cordycipitaceae. The transcript is spliced from 5 exons. Gene Ontology annotation, cellular component: membrane. Bases 1 to 1707 code for a protein of 568 amino acids. Gene Ontology annotation, molecular function: transmembrane transporter activity.
AUGGGAACGACGACGCUGUCGGAAAGCCGCAGCAGGAUGGGAACCGCCGUCGCCGAGAGGCGCACGGAGCUGCGCCGUCGCACGUUUGAGAUGAUUGACGAUGAGGAGGAGGACGAAGAGUUGACGGCGCGCGAGGAGCUCGCCAAGUUCGGCAACGAGAACGAUAGGCGCGACAUGGCCCGCAUGGGCAAGAUCCAAGAGAUGAGGAGAAACUUCAAGUCCCUAACCGUGCUGGGGUUCUGCGCCAUUCUCAUGUGCUCAUGGGAGUCGCUUUUGAGCACCGCCUCACUCGCACUCACAAAUGGCGGCUCGGCCGGGCUGAUCUACACGUGGCUCAUCGCCUGGGCCGGCUUCAACGCCGUGUACGCGUCCAUGGCCGAGAUGGCCUCGGUGGCGCCCACCACCGGCGGGCAGUACCACUGGGUGUCUGAGUUUGCGCCGCCGGGCUACCAGGCCUUUCUCAGCUACGUUGUUGGCUGGCUCGGCGUCCUCGGAUGGCAGACGCUCGUCACGUCCAUCGCCUUCCAGGCCGGCACCGAGAUCCAGGGUCUUCUCGCCCUCAAUUACGACGAGUACGUGCCCUUGCGCUGGCACGGCACGCUGCUCGUCAUCGCCGUCGUCGCCUUCGCGCUCGUCUUCAACACGCUGCUCGCGUCGCGCCUCAACCUCGUCGAGGGCGCCAUCCUCGUGGUGCACGUCUUCGGCUUCUUCUGCGUGCUGGUACCGCUGUGGGUGCUCGCGCCGCGCACGCCUGGGAGGGUCGUCUGGACGCAGUUUCACGACGGCGGCGGCUGGGGCAACGUGGGGCUGUCGACGCUCAUCGGCCUCAUCACCAGCGUGCUGCCGCUACUGGGCGCGGACGCGUCGGUGCACAUGGCGGAGGAGGUGCAGGACGCGGCGCGGACGCUGCCGCGGAGCAUGAUGUGGUCGAUCAACCUCAAUGGGUUGAUGGGGUGGCUGACGGCGAUUACCUUUUGCUACUGCAUUGGUGACCUCGACCAAGUGUUGCAAACACGAACCGGAUAUCCCUUUAUCCAGGUCAUUUUCAACGUCACGCAGUCGUAUCCGGCGACCAACUUCCUCACUUCAAUCGUGCUGCUCAUGGCCACUUUUUCGUGCGUCACCAUCAUGGCGUCGGCCUCGCGGCAGCUCUUCGCCUUUGCACGCGACCGAGGGCUGCCGUGCUCCGCGUGGCUCGCGCGCGUGCACCCCAAGCUCGGCGUGCCCGUCAACGCCGUGGUACUAUCCGCGGCCAUCUCGGUUCUACUAUCGCUUAUCAACAUUGGCAGCACCGUCGCCUUCAGCAGCUUGGUGUCGCUGGGCUCCGGCACGCUCAUGAUCUCAUACAUCGUCUGCAUCGGGUGCUUCGCGUGGCGGCGGUGGUGUGGCGGCCACGUCAAGGGCGCGCCCGCGAUACCGGCGGCGCCGUUUUCGCUCGGCGCGUGGGGCUUGCCAGUCAACGCGGUGGCCGUGUCCUUCCUGCUGCUCGUCUUCGUAGUCGCCUUUUUCCCAGCGUCGCCACUACCGAACCUCAACGCCGCGUCGAUGAACUGGUCGUCGGUCAUCCUGACGGUCGUGGUGGUCUGGGCGAUGGCAUACUACUUCAUCUGGAGCCGGCACGUGUACGAGGGCCCGGUCAAGUUCGUCAAGAGAGCCGCGGAGGACGAGCUGGACUGGGGAGCCAGUCAACAGUCGAGAACUCUAUAG